Molecule: messenger RNA, 911 nt
Organism: Anolis sagrei ordinatus
Lineage: Eukaryota; Metazoa; Chordata; Lepidosauria; Squamata; Anolidae
Source: RefSeq, a predicted model, not a curated record
AUGGAGUCGUGCAGGCCGCGCUACUACACCCCGAAGGAAGUCUCGGUGCACACCCGGCCCGGGGACCUCUGGGUCUCCUAUUUGGGCCGCGUCUACGACCUCACCUCUUUGGCCGCCGCCCACAAGGGAGAUCUCUUGAUGAAACCAAUCCUAGAAGCAGCAGGGAAAGACAUUAGCCAUUGGUUCAACCCCAAAACCAAAGAUAUACAGACACACAUUGAUCCUCUAACGGGAUGUCUCAAAUAUUAUACUCCGCAAGGCCGCUUUGUGCACAUUCCACCUCCCCUACCUCGCUCAGACUGGGCCAAUGACUUCGGUAAGCCCUGGUGGAGGGAUCCCAUAUAUGAGGUGGGCAUCUUGUCCUCCAAAACAAGGCAUAUACGAAUCAUCAACACUCUGACCUCUCAGGAGCAUUCCCUUGAGGUGUGUUCAGAGGAAAACAUGUGGGAGAUCUUGCGACGCUACCUCCCUUACAAUGCCCACGCUGCUAGCUACACAUGGAAAUACGAAGGCGUCUAUCUAGACAUGGAGAAGACUCUUCAACAAAAUAACAUUCCAGAUGAGGAUGAAGACUUCUACGAGCUCAACAUGGAUGCCGAUGCCUUCACACCAGCCAUCUUACUCUACUUCAAUGAUGAUCUCACUGAGCUCUAGGAGCUAAUGAUCCAUCUGUCCUGUGUCUAAAAUGUGGCACCUGCUCUUUCUGCUCAGACCAUGGAGGUGUUCCCUCUCAAGCUCCCUUGAAAUCAGGUACUACGAAAAUAACAAACGCGGCCCUGCUGAAAUGUCAUGUCAGGCGACCGCCUCCCAUUUCAGUGAAACACUGUCUGGUUUAGAGACAUAAAACAUUUUUUGUAAUGAACAAAUUUAUCUUUACAGAACAAUUAAAAACAUUAUUUACAAAAACCAAA